Bipolaris oryzae ATCC 44560 is the source of this 171-nucleotide messenger RNA. RefSeq lists its product as uncharacterized. The coding region runs from base 1 to 171 and encodes 56 amino acids. NCBI's taxonomy places the organism in Eukaryota, Fungi, Ascomycota, Dothideomycetes, Pleosporales, Pleosporaceae. The transcript has a single exon. The record is from RefSeq and is a predicted model, not a curated record.
AUGGAGAAUGUGACGACUUUCAAGAGGUCCAUAACAACGGCCACAGAUCCGGAGGCGCAAGGUAGUAGGCACCUUGUAUCCACCGCUGUCGUUUUUUGUUAUUCCUGUGAUGGCUCCGCGGGACCUUUUGCUUGGUCGAUGUUUGUAAAAUACAAGUACAAAUGCAGAUAA